Molecule: messenger RNA, 3740 nt
Organism: Purpureocillium takamizusanense
Lineage: Eukaryota; Fungi; Ascomycota; Sordariomycetes; Hypocreales; Ophiocordycipitaceae
Exons: 3
Coding region: 422-2878 (818 amino acids)
Biological process (GO): N-terminal peptidyl-methionine acetylation
Cellular component (GO): cytoplasm; NatA complex
Molecular function (GO): protein binding; protein-N-terminal amino-acid acetyltransferase activity
Source: RefSeq, a predicted model, not a curated record
GGAGAACCCAACUCCGAGGAUCCGCCGGUUCCAGGCGCACGCCAGCUUCGACUGCCUACCUGCUCAACGACCGUGUCUCUUGGUUUCUCGUGCAGCUUCGUGGGACCAGCCGCUCGAGUGCAUGAGGCACAAUCCCUUUUAUUGGGCUCUCUCGAAGAACUUGCGUUGAGCCAAUUCGGCUCCCAUCACGCCUGCCCUCCACCUGCCCACAAUCUUCAAUUCCGGCUUCGCUCGUCCUUGGCCCGCACCACGACGCCAUCGCACAUUUGACCGAGCACGCAUUCGCACCCACAUCAGCAGCCUGCCAACCAGCUCGAGAUCUCCCGGCCGACCUCAUCCGUCGAGACCUACCCCGGCCCGCGUCCAUCCCCCAACGCUCAGCGUAUCGUAUUUCAUCGACCCGUCCCGUCCCGCCGCCACGAUGCCGCAGCCGCUGCCGCCCAAGGAAGCGGCGCAGUUCCGGACCGUCAUCCGAAGCUAUGAAGACAAGCAGUAUAAGCGCGGCCUCAAGACCGCGGACCUUAUCCUCAAGAAGGUCCCCAAACAUGGCGACACCAUGGCCAUGAAAGCUCUCAUCUUCAGCGGUCAGGGCAAGACGGACGAGGCCUUUGCACUCGCCAAGGAGGCCCUGACGGUGGAUAUGAAGUCGCACGUCUGCUGGCACGUCUACGGCCUAUUAUACCGUGCUAACAAAAAUUUUGAGGAGGCCAUCAAGGCGUACAAGUUUGCCCUGAAGCUGGAGCCCGAGUCGCCCCAGAUCCAGCGCGAUCUCGCCAUCCUCCAGGUUCAGAUGCGUGACUACCAGGGGUACAUCCAGAGCCGCACAGCCAUGCUCCAGGCGCGUCCCCAGCUGCGGCAAAGCUGGACGGCCCUGGCCAUUGCGAACCAUCUCGCGGGCAAUCUUUCCGAGGCCGAGAAUGUUCUGACCACCUAUGAGGGCACACUAAAGACCACACCCUCGCGUCACGACAUUGAGCAUUCGGAGGCCAUCAUGUACAAGAACUCCCUGAUCGCCGAGCAACGCGACUAUCAACGCGCGCUGGACCACCUCAACGGUGAUGCCAAGCACAAUCUGGACCGGCUGGCCGUCCUUGAGGCCCGUGCAGAGUAUCUCAGCAAGCUUGGGAGGAAAGACGAGGCCGCCAAGGCCUACAGGGCUCUUCUCGACCGGAACGCGGAACACCCCGACUACUAUGAGAAGCUGGCUGCCGCGCUGGGUGUUCCAGAGGCAGACCACAAGGCACGGAAAGCUAUCUACGACGAAUACGUUCAGAAAGCGCCGCGCAGUGAUGCCGCCCGGCGCAUUCCGCUCGACUUCCUCCAGGGAGACGAUUUCAAGCAAGCUGCCGACGUCUAUCUUACGCUGAUGCUCAGCAAAGGCGUCCCCUCAACGUUUGCAAACCUGAAGCAUCUGUACUCCGAUUCCUUCAAAAAGAAUACUCUUCGAGAGCUGGCCGAGAAAUACCUGGCGUCUCAAUCGUCAGACUCGGCAAGCAAGGACAAGGGCGAGGCCGCUGGGCUGUACUAUCUUGCGCAGCACUACAACUACCACCUGAGCCGCGACUUGAGCAAAGCUACGGAGUACAUUGACAAGGCCAUUGAGAAGGAUCCGAAGAGCGUGGAUUUUCAUAUGACCAAGGCCAGGAUAUUGAAGCACCGCGGCAACCUGCAGCAGGCGUCAGAGAUGAUGGAUCGCGCUCGCAAACUGGACCUCAAGGACCGCUACAUCAAUAGCAAGGCCGCCAAGUACCAGCUGCGUAACAACGAGAACGACAAGGCGUUAAAGACCGUUGGCCUGUUCACGCGAGCGGAAACGGUGGGAGGUCCGCUUGCGGACCUUCUGGAUAUGCAGUGCAUUUGGUUUUUGACAGAAGACGGCGAGGCGUACGCCCGACAGGGCAACAUCGGCAUGGCCCUCAAGCGCCUGCACGCGGUUGGGAAUAUUUUUGAUGUCUGGCAGGAAGAUCAAUUUGACUUUCACAGCUUCUCACUGAGGAAGGGGCAGAUCCGAGCGUACAUCGACAUGAUGCGAUGGGAGGAUCACGUGCGAGACCAUCCCUUUUACUCGCGGGCGGCGCUGGACGCUAUCAACAUCUAUCUCAAGAUGGCCGACAAGCCAUCGGCGAACGGCAUGAAUGGGGCCGACGAUGACAACAGCGAAGAUGCGCUGGCCAGGAAGAAGGCGGCGAAGAAGGCGAAGAAGGAACAGCAGCGCUUGGAGCGGGAGGCGGCAGAGAAGCAGGCCAAGCAGGACCCCAACAAGUCCUCACAAACGGGCGAGCCUAAGAAGAAGGAUGAGGACCCGCUUGGCCUGAAGCUGGCCGCCACCACCGAUCCCCUUGGCGAAGCCAUGAAGUUCCUCGGCCCCCUGCUGCAGGCGUGCCCGAAGAGCAUCGAGGCGCAAAUUGCUGGUUUCGAGGUAUACAUGCGACGAGGGAAAUACGUGCUGGCACUGCGCUGCCUCAACAACGCUCUUGGUCUCGAUGCGACCCAUCCCAGGGUUUACGAGCAAGCAGUUGCCUUCCGGAGCUUGCUCAACUCUUCUCCCGAUCUGGCUCCCAAGGUCGCUCAGGUCCUCAAGGCGCAGUUCACGGCCGUGGGCGAGUCCACCAGCCUGAGCAAGUACAUUGAGCAGUUCGAGGCGGAGCACAAGGCGAGCCCUCGCCACGCGCUGUCGGCGAUUGCGGCCAGGCGGAGCAUUGGGGAGGACAAGCAUAAGUGUGACAAGCGCGUCGUGGACCUGCUUUCCAUGGAGGGCGUGUCCUCGUCGGACGCAGUCGAGAUGCUCGAGAGGCUCGAGAGCUGGAGGAGUCCGGCAGUGGCCAACUUCAAAAGCGCGGCACAGGCCAAGUGGCCCGGGGUGACACGACUGGCUUGAAGGGGGCAGCACGACGGGGCAUCGGACGGAUCGGCAUUGGUCGGAGCGGAUAAAAAAAGGAGGGUGACGGGCUGUUGGGGCGCACUCUUUGGGCGGCAUGGUCGUGGCGUCUUGAGUUGAAAAGCAUUUCCGAAGCGCUGUUGCGUCGUGGUCGAUGUAUAUGAAGCUCCGGGGGUGGCGCCGCCGGUAUAGCGCCUCGGAGCAUGUAAGUGCCUACCUAUGUUGCUUAGACGGGUGCCGCCCAGGCCUGAUUGGGGGGGAAUGAGAAACAUGUGUUGACGAGAGACGGGCACGUGCGGAUGAGUCUUGUAUUUGGGGUAUUUGCUGUGGCGACGCAAGGGGCGAGUUGACAAGCAUAUAUAUAGACAACCAAGGCAGUAGAUGGUAGACGAAUGUCGCCGAGUGUUUUGAACGGCAGGACUGGCUGCAUGUUGCUCCCGUGUGUGACGCGCGCGCGCGGGAUGUGGGCGAGGAUGACCGACGUGAGAGUUGGCCAAAGGAUUGCUCAGCCAAAGAGGCAGGCUGUCCAUGCUGGAAUGGGGCUGUGCGGAGGAAACACUCCCGUGAAGACGGCCAUGGGGAUGGCGGCAAUCACGGCUACCGUGUUUGUCCACCUCUGGGGACAACAGCCUCACGCACACUGUGCGAGCAGCGUGGCGGGUGCAGACAAAUGAAGACUGCACGUGCUCCGAGGAGCGAGAGGGCUAGAAUGAAGAAAGCACUUGAGAAGGCGGGGGUUUGGGCCCGGGCGGGCGUGAGGCAUCUGGUGAGUGCGGUGAAGGGGUUUCGCAUCUUGCAUCUUGCAUCUUGGGGUUUUCGAGGCCUCGCCAUGGGCGUAGAGGGUACCUAGGUACGCCGCAGA